UAGAUUAAUUGAACAGCCGGUGGAAAGCAAUGCAACGUGGAGUAUGACGAAUAUCCCAAAUUAGAACCGUGUCUAAAUCCUUACUCGAGAGUCCAAUCUGAUGUUUCAAUUUCCGACCUAUCACUCACCGCCUCUCUAUUCCGUCUUCCUCAGCUUUCCCAUAUAAGAAAAUUUUUGAAUUUCCCGGGAGAUUCUGUUUUGCUCAUUGAAAAUUCAUUCUGAACGAUCCCCAUGUUCAUCAGCUUGCCUUUCCAUCGACCCUUCUGCUCUUCCUCAACCACAAGGAAUUUACUUGGAAACAUCAUGGGAGGCAAAUAUUGUUCAAUAUAGAGGGCAAAGUUGUCGAUUGCUCAGAAAGGGAAGAUUGUUGAUAUCUCUAUUUUGCUCCUCAAGGAAUAUCCAAGCGUCACGUAAAAUUUCCAUUAGUUCCUCAUCGAUCAAUGAAGAAAAGCCUCACCAAAACUUUACAAGGGACAAGCAGCUAGUUCCUGAUUCAGACCCCCCUAGCAUGAAGGAUGUUGAUCUUUUAUAUAACUUUCUUGAUCGCAGUUCCAAGCUUGUGGUAUUGACAGGAGCUGGGAUAAGUACGGAAUGUGGAAUUCCUGAUUAUAGAAGUCCAAAUGGAGCUUAUAGUUCUGGUUUCAAACCAAUUACACAUCAGGAGUUUGUUCGUUCAAUACGGAGUCGUCGUCGGUAUUGGGCAAGGAGUUACGCAGGGUGGAGACGUUUUACAGAAGCACAGCCUGGCCCUGCGCAUUUAUCUCUGGCAUCUCUAGAAAAAGUUGGCCGAAUUAAUUUAAUGGUCACUCAAAACGUUGAUAGGUUGCACCACCGUGCUGGUAGUGAUCCACUUGAAUUACAUGGAACAGUGUAUUCUGUAAUUUGUUUAGAGUGCGGCUUUUCCAUUUGUAGGAAUUCAUUUCAGGAGCAAGUGAAAGCUCUCAACCCAAAGUGGGCAGAAGCAAUCGAAAGUUUGGAUGUUGGAGACCCAGGAUCGGAUAAGAGCUUUGGCAUGAAGCAAAGGCCAGAUGGUGAUAUUGAAAUCGAUGAAAAAUUUUGGGAGCACGAUUUCUGUAUUCCAACCUGCCAAAAGUGCAACGGAGUGCUCAAACCUGAUGUCGUAUUCUUUGGUGAUAAUGUACCAAAGGAUAGAGCUAAUAAGGCGAUGGAAGCUGCUAAAAAUUGUGAUGCUUUCCUCGUAUUGGGGUCAUCUGUGAUGACCAUGUCUGCUUAUCGUCUAGUGAGAGCUGCUCACGAGGCAGGUGCUGCUACUGGAAUUGUAAAUGUAGGUGUAACAAGAGCUGAUGACUUUGUAUCAAUGAAAAUCAACGCUAGGUUGGAUACUGCCCAGAGUGCUUCAUAUAGGUUCCCUCAGCAUACCUUCUGUCCAAUAACAAUAACUUCACUUCAGGUCUCUGUUUCAAUAUUACAACUCUUUCAUAUUUAUCAGUACAGAAUCUAUUUUAUAUGCUUUCCCAAUUUACUUUUGGGGAAUUGAUUUCUUCAUUGUUAUGUUAGUAAUAGCACGAGCUCUCUGGAAACUGAACUGCUCACAAUUUUAGAUUAUUUUCUUAUCUGAUCUUUUUUUUUUCCAAAAAUAAAAUAAACAAACAAUAUUUCAUGUUAUUUCAUUUCGUUUCUCCA
Molecule: messenger RNA, 1644 nt
Organism: Cucumis sativus (cucumber)
Lineage: Eukaryota; Viridiplantae; Streptophyta; Magnoliopsida; Cucurbitales; Cucurbitaceae
Product: NAD-dependent protein deacylase SRT2
Exons: 11
Coding region: 509-1498 (329 amino acids)
Molecular function (GO): NAD+ binding; NAD-dependent protein lysine deacetylase activity
Source: RefSeq, a predicted model, not a curated record